Molecule: messenger RNA, 1955 nt
Organism: Neurospora crassa OR74A
Lineage: Eukaryota; Fungi; Ascomycota; Sordariomycetes; Sordariales; Sordariaceae
Exons: 2
Coding region: 519-998 (159 amino acids)
Source: RefSeq, a predicted model, not a curated record
GGCCUGGCCAACUUGUACAACCGGCCUGAACUAGGGAGGAAUACAAGCACAGUCACACAACGCUGACUGGGUUUAUUUGGGUGUGUCAAAGGGCUGCAGUGGUUAGGGUGGUCUUCCACUCUCGGCCCCCGGAGGCAACAACGGGUAACGGGCGGGUAUGCUUAGCCUCCCCUCUCCCCCUGGCCGACUCAACCAUCGACUGACAAGUGGCAACCGAAAGUGCCACUGAAUGACACUGUAAAACACCUCCCCGGAGCUAAGCGGAAUCGCACAUUUCAGCCCAAAAAGGCUGCUUUUCUUCUUAUACUCGGGUCCGUCUCGACUUCAAGCCCGCCCAACCUGCUCUCUUUCUUCUUCGUCUCCUUAUAAACAACAGCCGAAUUCGAUGUGAAAGCCCAGUAGUAUCUGGUGUUCAACACUACAGCACCUUGGAAUCACAAUAACGACAACCUAUCAUCAUCCAGACCAAAAGUGUCCGUCACAACAACCAAUCACAACAAACCAGACCAACAUUAGACAUGGCGUCGUCAACUACUGACUCUCGCCGCAUGCCGCGCAGAGACUCUUCGACGGCCCGUGGCACCCGAAGCCCCAGCCAGAGGCCAAGACUUCUUCGAGCAUCAGCCACCGAGCCCUCUAUCACCACGUCCAAUGCCAGCCGAGAUGCGCUCGCGAACUCGUACUCGUCUCGCAGAGCAACCGAGCUCCUAAGAGUGGCUUACAUCUCAGGUGGCUCAUCUCCGGACGCCCUCACCAGAGCUACCUCCAGAGCCACAUCUCCCAUCUCGACACGGACAUCACCACCGCCAAUGUACGAUAGCUUGGGUCGACACUGUGAGCUAUCCUCGUCUCCUAUCAGCAACCCAGAUGGCUUCGAUGAGCUGCGUGAUUCCUAUUCGCAUUCGCAUUCGCAGCGAUACUUCAGCUUCCCAAGUUUUGACUUGUAUGAGUCGCCUCACCAAGAGGAGGACAAAGAGCCACACAUGAAGUCUCCUUGAAAGGCGCGCUCGGAUUCUGGAAGGAGAGAGCUGUUUUCGACGUUCUUUUUUCUUUUCUUUUUCAGUUUGCAACAAGCAAGCCCUGCCUUCCACUUUGGUCAUCGGGCUGCUCACCCAAGACGACGUCGACCCACGAGGCCUCUAUCACUCGGGGAACAGUUGCGCCGCCGUGCAAGAGCACUUGGCAGGUGUAAUAUUUCCAGGAACAGGACCCUGGUGUCAUUGGAACAUGACACGCAAACAGUCCACAUUGAAUGGGCGCAGGGCAUUGGGCGAGGGACAGGCGGAUCAUCCCGGCGUUUUCGAUUCCUUCAAUCCUAUGAAUCCCAUUUUUGAGGUAUUCGGAGGGGGGAAACGGAGGAUGACAACGCGAUGCACGCCGCUUCAGCACAUCUCGUAGCUGGCGGAUGCUACGUGCCCAUCGGGUGGUUUCGAGGGAGUCUUGUAAGAGCAGGAUAUAUUUGUUCCCUAGGGACAGGGGAUGAGCAGUAGGGACAGGAGAGGCUGGUGGAUGAUCCUUACCCGACCGAGCUGUGGGCCAAGUUGAGCUCCCUCGGUCAUGGGGGACAUUGUCAGCGAUUAUGGCGCCAAGACACGCCUAGGUCCUUGUAACGCAGCCAACUGUUCAAGAUGCGUGAGUGCCCCGAGGGGCGCCGUGUCCGGUUGGCGACGACAAGACUGUCUUGUACAAAACAAAACACCACAACAUAAGAUACCCUGUAGAAAUGAAAGAUGAAUAAGUGCAAACUGCAAACAAUUCUAGUUCUCUCGCAACCCUCGGACAAGUCGUGAGAUGCGAUGGCGGUGAAUCCAGCCCCAGGUCAGUUGCUCGUCUCAUUUGCUGGCGAAUGUUCGUGCUGUCAGGUAACCAUGGGUGGUUAGUGCACCGCCAGAACAUGGGUGAGCUUUGGUGAGUCUCGAAGUAAAAUGCGUGCAGUGAUAUCGCCAAAGUUCGUC